Papilio machaon (common yellow swallowtail) is the source of this 2050-nucleotide messenger RNA. RefSeq names its product facilitated trehalose transporter Tret1. The record is from RefSeq and is a predicted model, not a curated record. The transcript is spliced from 8 exons. NCBI's taxonomy places the organism in Eukaryota, Metazoa, Arthropoda, Insecta, Lepidoptera, Papilionidae. The coding region runs from base 354 to 1931 and encodes 525 amino acids. Gene Ontology annotation, molecular function: transmembrane transporter activity. Gene Ontology annotation, biological process: transmembrane transport. Gene Ontology annotation, cellular component: membrane.
CAUAACCGCGUGGUAGUGGCCGGGUAUCAGUCUCAUCGGAUGUGUGCUGUCAGCCGUCCGCGCGUUUAACUCAGUGGUUCUAAUUGGUACUGGAUUAUUGUUUUCAUUUUAAAAACGAAUGGAACAUUUUCGAGUGGAACAUUUAAAUUUCUAGUGCAACAAUUGGUGAAUAUUUUGAUAUGUUUAAUAAAUAACAAUUAAUGUAGAUAAUAAAAGUGACAAAUAAGGAGUUCCAUUUCAUAACAAGAUUAUAAAUGUGCUACAACUGAUAUAUUCUAUUUGUGCAAGUUGCAACGAUAGUGUUACAGGCUGUUUGGAACAGAGAAGAAACAAUAGAAAGAAUCGAAAGUAAGAUGACUAUACAAAUUAAUGAUGAAGCAAAGAAAAUCAGUCGAUGGAGAGUUGUAUCAUCUCAGGUGUUAGCAUGUUUGUCGCUAGAUUUUCUACUUGUGGGGCUGGGAAUGUCGAUGAGCUUCGUCACCAUGGUUUUGCCUGAAGUACUGGAUGCAAAGGAAGGUCUCUCUAUCAACAAGAAGCAGGCCUCUUGGUUUGGAAGUAUGGCGUUUUUAUGUCAACCUUUGGGCAGUAUAUUUUCGGGACCUCUUUUGGACUACUUCGGGCGAAAAAAGGCUUUAUUCCUAGUAAAUAUACCGCAUUUAAUAGCUUGGCUGCUGAUGUACUACGCAUGGAAUGUACCUUCCUUGUUUGUUGGUAACGCGCUCUUGGGUAUCGGCAUAGGAAUCAUGGAAGCGCCAUCUGUCACCUAUGUUGGUGAAGUAACUGAUCCAUCAAUCCGAGGAUUUCUUACAACACUGACAAAUGGUUUCACAUCAGCGGGAAUGUUCGUUGCGUACUUACUGGGCACUGUGUUACCAUGGAGACAGGCAGCACUUGUGUCGCUGUCUGUACCGUUAGCAACGAUGGCUCUUGUAUUAUUGGUACCUGAAACACCAAUUUGGCUGUUAUCAAAAGGUCGGCAAAAAGACGCGUUGAAUUCGCUAUGUCGUCUGAGAGGUUGGGUGAAGCCGGAAGAUGUUAAAGAAGAGUUUGAAGAACUUCUCAGAUAUAAUGAUCUCAAUAAACAAUGCGUAGUUUGCGUUAGAGAUGGAGAAAGUGAGACUGGCUCUUGUGAGCAUAUGAACUGCGGCAUUGUGGAGAGAAUAAUACUAAAGUUCAAACAUGUUUUCUUAGUUAAAGAGACCAUGAGACCAUUCACUUUAGUGAUGGCGUAUUUUCUAUUUCAUACUUUGAGCGGCCUCAUACCGGUUCGUCCUAAUCUGGUCAACUUUUGUAAGGCUCUCGGCAUGAAAUACGACGCUAAAACCUUCGUGGUCAUAGUAGGAGCCGUGCUUGUUUUAAUGAAUAUUUUAUCUGCGAUAAUAGUUAAGACGAUAGGGAAGAGAAAAUUAGUAGUCGGAUCACUCCUAGCCACAGCACUUUGCAGUUUGAGUAUCAGUGUAUACGCAAGUAUCAAGACUCCUAUAUCCGUGUUCUCUUAUGAAACAAGUACGUUCCCGGAGGCGAAAGAGAUGAUGCCAGUUGUAUUACUAAUGGCGCUAGUGUGCGUUACGACCUUAGGCAUUCCGUGGAUUUUGUUGUCUGAAGUGUUUCCAUUCAGAAGUCGAGGUAUGGCGACUGGAAUGGCAGCUGCAUGCAACUACGUCAUAGUGUUUCUUGCGACAAAAACCAAUUAUAAUCUAGAAGCUAGUUUCCAUAUCAGUGGUACAUUCGCUAUCUACGCCAUCCUUGCAUUUAUAGGAACUAUGUAUUUAUAUUUAUACUUACCGGAAACGGAAAACAAAUCAUUAGCGGAAAUAGAAGCGUAUUAUAAAGGAAAUCAAAAAAUAUUCGCAAACGACUGUCUCAUUAAUGCAUUUAGAAAGAAGAAUCAUACUAAUACCGAUGUGGUCAAACCUAUGCUAGUCAAUUAAAUUUAACAUAAUAAGUAAAUAAGUAUUUGUUAAUUUAACAUAAUCACUAAGGAAAAGUUUACUCAUUACGAGACAAAAAUGCUCAAAUUGUUACUGCCUUAAUUAGUUGUAUGAUAUAG